CUCCCGGACUUCAACUACAAUAGCGAUGCUAAGCAUGGCGACCUCACAACCUCCGGACACGCGUUCAGAGUUGUCAGAUCUCGUGAAAAAGAAAGCAGAACUUCAAGAAAAUCUAGCGAGUCUAGAGAGACAAAUCUAUGCUUUUGAAGGCAGUUAUCUCGAAGAUACGCAGAUGUAUGGCAACAUCAUUCGCGGUUGGGAUGGAUAUCUAUCCAGCAGGCAAGGAGGUACUAAAGGUGAUAGAAGAAACAGGAAAUUUAAAGAAUCAGAACGACUCUUUUCAAAAUCGUCAAUCACCUCACAUUCAGCGAAUACAAUGGUUUCUGCUGAUUACACAGCAGAUCGUAAAGUUGUAUCCAAUAUUUCAGCACAACCUGAUGUAUUAGGAUCAUCUACUGCAAGUGGUGAAGAGGUUCAUGUGAAAGAAGAAGCGAAACCAUCUUAUCAGUCAGUGAGUCGUGGCGGCAGCAGUGAGCCGGGGUCUCAAGGAGAGGGUGAUGAUGCUCCUAUGGAUAGUCAUUCCACUGUACAACAUCGAAUGGUUUCCCAUGAACUAAGUGGUCUGCAGCCACAAUUGCAUGGUCAUAAGCAUCAUCACAAAGCUCACAGGAAGAAGAAAAGCAAACGCCACAAAAACGAAAACGUAAAAAUUAAGAAGCACAAGCCAAGACCACUAAGCGAUGAACUCGAUGACUAUUAGCCAGAGAUAUUUUACUCUAACCAUGCCCACUGUUCAUAGUUGUUGACUGGAAUGAUUGCAGUACAGUUUAAAUAUAUUGCUCGAAUGCUAUACGUAUAAUUGCUAAUGACGUCAUUAAUAAAUCAAAUAAACAAGUUUA
Molecule: messenger RNA, 839 nt
Organism: Corticium candelabrum
Lineage: Eukaryota; Metazoa; Porifera; Homoscleromorpha; Homosclerophorida; Plakinidae
Product: chromatin modification-related protein MEAF6-like
Exons: 8
Coding region: 26-700 (224 amino acids)
Cellular component (GO): NuA4 histone acetyltransferase complex
Source: RefSeq, a predicted model, not a curated record